UGUUGAAACAGACCACUUUUUGCCCCCCCCCUUCCUCUUCCAAGUCCGCCCUUUCCUUUCUCUUCACCCUCUAUGUGAGCAGAGACACACAGAUCACCACGUCUCUCGUCAACCACUGGGAAACAAGCCCCCUCUCGGUUAUUGCUGCGUGGAUUCCUGCUCCUCUCUUCUCACUCCUCCGUUUGUCCAGGACCCCAACACUGCUUUCCCAGGGUCAAAACAAAACAAAAACAAAAACAAAAAAAAUGACAGACGUGGUAGUCGCCUCUUCGCAGCAGCGGCACCACCCGGCGUCGACUGGCCCCAUUACUCGCUCAGCCGUGGCUGCAAAGCCGGGCGGACUAACACCGACAGCAGCUGCGAGACAACACGGAUCCUCCGAGACCACCACCCCGGCAGCCCCCUUAUCCUCCUCAUCUGCUGGCACAGCUCCACCCCCGGAGCCCGCUAAGGAACCACCUCGGCGGCCUAUAACUAGGAAGCGUGCUGCCUCCAUCAACAUCGAGGAGGCCAACCGGUCCAAGAUCGAGAACUUGAGCCUUACCACACCCACAGCCAGCACCGCGAGCCCGCGGCCUAUUGACGCUAUCUGUCUCUGUACCCCAACCCCAAAGGUACCUCGGCCUCGAAACGCUUUUAUUCUUUACCGCCAGCAUUACCAAGCCGAGGUGGUGCAGCAGAACCCGGGGCUCGCCAAUCCUGACAUCUCCAAGAUCAUCGGUGAACAGUGGCGCGACGAGCCCGAAGACCGCAAGAACCAGUGGAAGCUCCUCGCCGAGGAGGAGAAGCAACGCCACCAGCGUCAGUAUCCAGACUACCGAUACCAGCCGCGGCGCGGGAACAAGUCCGGAAGCUCACAGUCGUCCCGGCCUGCAGUCGGCCCGGGUGAGGACCCGAACCGCUGCCCCAAGUGCGGCGGACGGUACAUUGUCACCCCGAGAACGCCCUCGACACCCUUUGUGACACCCACGGUUUCCAAGCCGGCCAGCACCCCGUAUCACGGCCUCCCUUCAUCAAGAAGUGACAUGAGCCGACAAAGCCGCACCCAAGCAUACUCUCAUUGGGCCGGCCCGCAGAGCACUGCCAGCCUGUACGACACCAACGAGGAUUACGAGAGAGCCCUGUCCCCCAACGAAACCAAGCGGCGCCGGUACAACGCCCAGGGGAGCUACCACAACUUCCACGCCCUCCCGUCGCCCCCGAUCCCCUUCACGCAGCAGCAGCACCACACCUCAUCCUCCCACUCCUACCCCCGCCAGUCCCCCCUCAGCAACCCAACCCCAACCUCCAACUACCCGCCGCCGCCGCACUCCGGCCAGUCGGUCUUGAUCCCGCGCAGCAGCCCCGGCCCGAUGAUGCCGCCUCCGCCGCGGCCCACCCACUCAGUGCCCCUCACCCCCAGCGGCCCGGCCCCGUCCGUCCCCCAUCAGCAACAACAUCAUCAACAACAUCAACAACAGCAAUACCCUCCCCCAUCAUCACACCCCCGCCACCACGCCCCCUCCGACAUCGACGAAUCCCUCCGCCUACCCCCCCUCCAAACCCACCUCCCCACCGACACCACCACCACCAACCAUCACCACAACACCGACCCCACCACCGGCACGACCGGCCCAACAGGCCUAGGAAUCAUGAACCACCCCACCCCAACAAUGGCCUCGUCAUCAUCAUCAUCAUCAUACUACACCGGCCCAGGAGCAGCAUCUUCGGCUUCGGCGGCAGCAGCAGCAGCCAGACGCGAGCGAGACGCAGCCGAGCGUGCGCAUGCCCGCUCUGUCGAGGCGAUGGUCAUGAGCAUCCCCUUUAUUAAUAAGCUGCGCGUGCUGGAGCGGAUUAGUCCGCCGUUGGGGCCGAUGGUUGGCGCUGCUGAGACGGUGGCACAGCGUCAUGGUGGUGGUGGUGGUGGUGUUAGUGGUGGUGUUGGUGGGAGGGGGCCGGUGAUUGCGGUGGAGGGGCCGGAUGCGCGGUUGGUGAGGGCGGUGGCGGCGGUUGUGGAGCGCGCGUUGAAGGCUGUGUCGCCUCCUGUGGGGGACGGGUGUGGUGGGUGGGAUGUGCGGUGCUGGGAGGAUGCUGGUGUGGCGGUUCCGCGCCGGCAGCGGGAGCAGCAGCAGCAGCGGGGGUCGGUUGGUGGUGGUGAGGAGGAUGUGGUGAUGGGUGAGUCUGGCGCUGGGGAGGGGAGUGGCUCGCGGCAUGGCAGCAUCGCUGCUUCGGUGGCUGAUGCCAGCCCCUUUACGGCCUACCUGCGCACCAUCAGCGACUGGCACGCGAAGUCGGCCGAGAUCGUCGACUUCGUCACCAACAUGUCGCCGGCGUCCUCCUCGGCUUCCGCCGUCCCCCCUAGCCAAACCCGCCUUUCCACCUCAAGCUCAUCCUCCUCGGCCGCCAACUCCUCAACCACCACAGACCCCAAUAAGACCGAAGCCGAUUCCGACUCCACCCCGCGCCCGUCCAAGCCCACGUCAACAACAACAACAACCCAACAACGCCACCCACUCCCCACCAGUUCCAGCCCCCGCAACACCACCAACAUCACCCCCACCACCAAUACUACUACUACCACCACUCACUCUGCAACCGCCCAACCCCUCCCCCACCUCCCCAUUGCCCUCCUCCCCUCGGGCUUCUCCCUCACCCUCGCCGACCGCUUCGCCUGCGCCGUGCCCAUCUCGGACGCCUACGCGCCCGUCGACCACUGGCAGUGGAUGGCGACGCUGUGGCGCGGCGUCGUCGGGUCCGAUCUGGUGGUUUAUGUGUCUCCUUCUUCUUCUUCGUCGUUUUCUUCGGGUUCUGCUGGUUCUUCUUCUUCUGCUACGGGUUUUGGUGGGGGUGGGGGUGAUGGGGUGGUGAUGGGGCCGGGGACGGUGGAGGUGAAGAGUGCGGGGUUGAUUGUGGUUAAGGUGCCGGGGGUGGUUUCUGGUGUUGGUGCUGGGUCUGGUUCUGGUUCUGGGGUGGGGAUGGGGGGUGUGUAUGGGGAGAGGGAGGGUGAGCUGGUGGUGGAUGAGAAGAUGGAGCGGCGGUUGGGGUUUGAGGUCGUGGAGUGGGUGCGUGCUGGGGGUUGGCUGAAUGCUGGACGCGGGGUGGAUGGCGGGAUGGGGAUGGAGUAUUAGAUUGGAUAACAUCUAGGAGGUAUCAGGUUCUACAGCAUGUCAGGCAGUUGGGAUGGUAAUUUGUUUGUGUAGAUGGUUUGCUAUGGUCGGUGAUGGUAUGCGGUGGUAAGAUGGAAAGUAAAAAGGCUUGCACAGUAUCUACAUCUUCCAAUGUCCCUGCCCGACUGGAUGUGGUAUCU
Chaetomium fimeti is the source of this 3286-nucleotide messenger RNA. RefSeq lists its product as uncharacterized. Gene Ontology annotation, biological process: cell differentiation; anatomical structure morphogenesis; negative regulation of transcription by RNA polymerase II. The record is from RefSeq and is a predicted model, not a curated record. Gene Ontology annotation, molecular function: RNA polymerase II cis-regulatory region sequence-specific DNA binding; DNA-binding transcription factor activity, RNA polymerase II-specific. The transcript is spliced from 2 exons. Lineage: Eukaryota; Fungi; Ascomycota; Sordariomycetes; Sordariales; Chaetomiaceae. The coding region runs from base 246 to 3107 and encodes 953 amino acids.